AUGAAGUUUACUUCCAUAACUAUUGUUUCUGCGCUGGCCGCGACAGCCUCUGCCCACGGGUUCGUCCAGCAGAUCAUGCUCGGCGAGAACCUUGUCGACACCUGGAACCCCUACAAGGACCCCUCGAAGAAGGUCAACAAGAUCACUCGCAAAUUUAAGGACAAUGGCCCGGUCACUGAUGGCCUCUUUACGACUGAUGCUAUCACCUGCAACAUCGGCUCCGACAAGAACAAUGUGCCUGUCAAUGAGACUGCCAACGUUCCUGCCGUAUGUUACGCCGAUGAUGUUCAGCUUUAUUUUACGAAGCAUCAUGCUAAGAUAGCGGUAGUCAUGACCUACCUCGCCGACUGCGGUGGCAAGUGUAGCGAUUUCGAUGGUAGCAAGGGCAACGUCUGGGUCAAGAUUGACCAGUCAGGAUAUGAUGCCAACGAGGCCAUCCCCUGGGCCAGCAAGCGUCUUCCGGAGCAAAAUAGCACGUAUACCAUCAAGCUGCCUUCUAAGAUCACCCCGCGAACCAACAACGAUGGUAACCUGGCUCAAUUUUACCCCGGCUGCCACCAGAUUACCGUCACAGGCACAGGAGACACCAAACUUCCGGAAGGCAUUGCUUUGCCUGGUGCUUACAAGGCGGAUGAUACCAAAUCGAUUUUCCUCGAUUAUCGCAAAGUCACGUCUUAUACCCCUCCCGGAGGUCCUGUUUGGGGCGGUGAUGGCUGGGCUCAGUGA
Messenger RNA from Colletotrichum spaethianum, 726 nucleotides. Its product is annotated as endoglucanase-7. The record is from RefSeq and is a predicted model, not a curated record. The transcript has 5 exons. NCBI's taxonomy places the organism in Eukaryota, Fungi, Ascomycota, Sordariomycetes, Glomerellales, Glomerellaceae. Bases 1 to 726 code for a protein of 241 amino acids.